Molecule: messenger RNA, 333 nt
Organism: Caenorhabditis bovis
Lineage: Eukaryota; Metazoa; Nematoda; Chromadorea; Rhabditida; Rhabditidae
Source: the annotation of a GenBank genome assembly
AUGGCGGAGGUGAUGUGCGCUCGCGCAUUGCCACCGAUGCAGAUACCCGUCUAUCAAGUGAUUCCGAAUAUAUUCUUGACGAAGCAGCGUGCAGGUGUCGUCGAACAGAAAAAAGUCUAUUAUUGUCAACGGUGUUUGAAUCACAAUAAAACCGAGCCGCGAAAAAAUCACAAGUGUGAAUGCCCAUUCGCGAAUUGCACAUGCUUCAAAUGCUCGCUGGUCGAGAAGCGACGCAAACUCAAUCUGCAGCUUCAUGAGCUCGAAGGUGAUGUCGGAGAGAAGAAGUAUGAGGACGACGAGGACCGAAAACUCAAAGGAGGUGAGAGCAUCUAG